Molecule: messenger RNA, 1798 nt
Organism: Hirundo rustica (Barn swallow)
Lineage: Eukaryota; Metazoa; Chordata; Aves; Passeriformes; Hirundinidae
Gene: RLIG1
Product: RNA 5'-phosphate and 3'-OH ligase 1
Exons: 7
Coding region: 54-1028 (324 amino acids)
Biological process (GO): response to reactive oxygen species
Molecular function (GO): RNA ligase (ATP) activity
Source: RefSeq, a predicted model, not a curated record
GGCCGGUGCAAGCGCUGCGGCGGCGGCGGUGGCGGGCGCUGGCGGCCGGGGCCAUGAGGCGUCGGGGCGCCGUGCAGCGCAAGGUGCCGUGUCUGUUCGUCACCGAGGUGAAGGACGAGCCCUCGGCCAAGCGGGAGCGACAGCCAUUUAAAGUUUUGGCAACUGACACUAUAACUGGAAAGGCAUUAGAGGCAGAUGUACACAAUGCAGUUGCUACUGAAAAGAUGGACGGAACCUGCUGUUAUGUAACAACUUUUAAAGGACAACCCUACCUAUGGGCCAGGUUGGAUCGAAAACCCACCAAACAAGGUGAAAAAAGGUUUAAACGAUCCUUGUAUUCAUUGGAAGAUUGCAAAGAGUUUGUUUGGAAUAUUGAAGAGGAUUUCAAGCCUGUUCCAGAUACCUGGAUUCCAGCAAAGGACAUAGAGUUCUCUAAUGGCAAUCCUUUGCCCGAUGAAAAUGGACAUAUGCCAGGCUGGGUGCCCGUGGAGAAGAAUAGUAAGCAGUAUUGCUGGCACUCAUCUGUUGUAAAUUAUGAGGCUGGAAUGGCACUAGUUUUGAAACACCAUGCUGACCCAGGGCUUCUGGAAAUCACUCCCAUGCCAUUAUCAGAAAUUUUAGAACAAACAUUGGAGCUUAUUGGGACUAAUAUCAAUGCAAAUCCAUAUGGAUUAGGAAACAAGAAGCACCCUGUCCAUCUUCUGGUCCCACAUGGAGCAUUUGAAAUAAAGAAUCCACCUGCUUUGAAGCAAAAUGACAUACUGUCUUGGUUUGAAAGCUGCAUGGAGGGUAAAGUUGAAGGAAUUGUAUGGCACUGCCAUGAUGGGUGUUUAAUCAAGCUCCAUCGCCAUCAUCUUGGUUUACCUUGGCCACUUCCAGAGACGUACCUGAAUUCUCAGCCUGUUGUAAUUUCUUUUAAUAGAACUAAAUAUGACUAUGACUUUGAACCAAAGAGUUUGUUUCACCAUUUUUCAGUGUUGGAUGGACAAAAAUUUGAUAGACUCAAAGAUAUCAACUUUGAUGCUUGAAAUUAUUUCUUUUCUUUUAAGGUAAUUGUUUUAUGUCCUGAAUUCCUCUUGGGUCUACCACAGAAUUCUUCAUGAACACUCUUCUAGCUUGGGCAACAGCCCAGGUGCUACUGUAUCAUUUGAAGUUUAUCUUAAGUAACUAACUUUAAAUAACACAGAUCUGACAGCCAAAGCAGAGAUCUAGCUUCCAGCAUGUUUGUUUUAUUAAAAAAUCCUUAACUUUUGAACCCAUUCCUGGAAACUGUUAGCAUUCAGUGUAGGAAGUAUGUUUUCUACCACUGUUUGGUCCUAAAAGCUUUACUUACUAAUGAAUGCAAUCAACUAGAAAGUUCCAUAGGUUGUGCUUCUACAAAUGUAAUUAUUAUGACACUAUUUUAUGUAGGUUUGAGACUUAGCAUCAAGUUUCUUAACAGUAAAAGAACAUAUUUCAGGUGGGACCAGAAUCAGUCGUAAAAUUUGACAAUUUUUUUUUAAGUUGUAACAGUUUCUUACAGGGUAAGACUUCCUGGUGUCAUUUCACUGUACAUCUACAACAUUAUACUGUUAUUUAAAACUUAAUUUAUCUGUAUUCUAUAGACAUGUGCACUCUUUUGGGACAAAAAGAGUAAAUAAUAGAAAAUAUGCUAGUUUUAUUUUGGAGAGCCUAGUAAGCGGAGAGAGACAUGACUUGACUUAGUAAUUCCCAUUUACAACUCAAUUAGGAAACUUGAUCAAGGGCAUAUUAAGUAAGAUAAGGUAUAUAAAUAAUAAAGGUGAGACUUGAAUGAUCA